Molecule: messenger RNA, 1495 nt
Organism: Zea mays
Lineage: Eukaryota; Viridiplantae; Streptophyta; Magnoliopsida; Poales; Poaceae
Product: putative seven in absentia domain family protein
Exons: 3
Coding region: 214-1230 (338 amino acids)
Biological process (GO): multicellular organism development; ubiquitin-dependent protein catabolic process
Cellular component (GO): cytoplasm
Molecular function (GO): protein binding; zinc ion binding; ubiquitin protein ligase activity
Source: RefSeq, a predicted model, not a curated record
CUCCGCGUUCGUGCCAAUCCAAGCGAAACAAACGGCGUGACGGGAGCCAAGAGCCCGAGAGCGCCCUCCGCGGCCGCCGCACCGCGUCGUCGUUGUCCCCAGCCAACCCAACCCAGCGCAAUCCCAAACGAAUCCAGCCCCACCUCAGCCGCUGCGCGGACCUCCGAAUCCCGGCGCCGGUGCGCGCAGGGCACCGCAGGGCGCGGCGCGGCCAUGGACAUGGACAGCGUGGAGUGCCUCUCCCUCCCGGACGCUGCCAUGGACGUGGACGACAUCGAAGGCCGCCCGCACCACGGCCAUCUCGGCCUCCCGCUCCACCCCGCCCACCUCCCAUCCUCAGGUGCCGGCCGCGCGUUCCCCAAGGUGAAUGCCGGGGGCGCCGUGGCGGGCCCGGCGGGAGCGGCGGGCACAGCAGGAGCAGGCGUGGGGCCGCCGGCGACCAGCGUGCACGAGCUGCUCGAGUGCCCCGUCUGCACCAACUCCAUGUUCCCGCCAAUCCAUCAGUGUCAAAAUGGACAUACUUUGUGUUCGACAUGCAAGGCCAGGGUGCACAACAGGUGCCCUACAUGCAGACAAGAGCUUGGUGAUAUCAGGUGCUUAGCAUUGGAAAAAGUAGCAGAGUCACUUGAGCUUCCCUGUAAGUACUGCUCUUUAGGGUGCCCAGAGAUCUUCCCAUACUACAGCAAGAUAAAGCACGAAGCACAGUGCAGCUUCAGGCCAUAUACCUGCCCCUAUGCUGGUUCUGAAUGUGCUGUGGCUGGUGAUAUUCCAUUCCUUGUUGCACAUUUGAGGGAUGAUCACAAAGUCGAUAUGCACAGCGGCUGCACGUUCAACCAUAGAUAUGUCAAGUCCAACCCGCGAGAGGUUGAAAACGCCACCUGGAUGCUUACGUACUUCUGCCUGCACUUCGAGGCAUUCCAGCUCGGAAUGGCUCCAGUCUACAUGGCUUUCCUCCGGUUCAUGGGUGAUGAGAAUGAUGCGAGGAACUACACAUAUAGCCUAGAGGUUGGUGGUAACGGGAGGAAGAUGGUGUGGGAAGGUACUCCUAGAAGCAUCCGUGACAGCCACCGCAAGGUCCGUGACAGCCAUGAUGGCCUCAUCAUCCAGAGGAACAUGGCGCUGUUCUUCUCGGGCGGUGACAGGAAGGAGCUGAAGCUGAGGGUGACUGGGCGGAUCUGGAAGGAGCAGACCAACCCGGACGGGGCCUGCAUUCCUAACCUUUGCAGCUGAGCAAGGGAGACGUUUGGAAAGCAAAAAAGAAAGAAAAUACGGUGCUGUUUGGCUGGCUUGUCUCAAAAUUGCCACGUUAUGCUUUCAUCAUAGUGUCUGCCGUUGAAAUGUUGUAGUAGUAAAAUCGUAGGGUGUAAAAUGUUUUCUUGUAAAGUCAUUGUGUAUACCAACCAAAUUCAAGAAAGCUUACAAGUUGGCCCAUAAAUGCAUGUGCUACGUUCUUGUGUAGUUUGAGUUCUGUUAUCAAGGUAUUGGGCUCAGGAAA